Molecule: messenger RNA, 402 nt
Organism: Rosa chinensis
Lineage: Eukaryota; Viridiplantae; Streptophyta; Magnoliopsida; Rosales; Rosaceae
Product: ctenidin-1-like
Exons: 1
Coding region: 1-402 (133 amino acids)
Source: RefSeq, a predicted model, not a curated record
AUGAAGAUUGGGGGUUUGCUCACAAAGCUUGGCCAGGGUGGCUUAUUCGAAUCAACGGCGUGGUCUGCUCGAGUUGUGGGGUUGCUAGACUGCGACAACUCUGGCGGCGGGUCGCAGAGUGGGAGUUGGAUUCUUGGGUCGGUUUAUGGUGGAGGUGGCGCACCGGCUCCAGAUCUUGGAGCGGAUCCAAGCAGCGAGGGUUCAGGUGCUGGCGGUGACAGAUCAUAUGGCGGUGGCUGUUCGAGCCUUAGUCUCGUCUUGGGUACAAAUCCAAAUUGGAGUGGGGUUGGUGAUUGUGGCUCCGGCAUUGGACAGGGGAUGGGUGAGCGACCUGCGAUGGGAGGGGGCUGGCCGAGGAGGUGGGGCUACAGCUGGGUUCUAACGGCAACGUUGGUGAUCUGA